CAAGUCAUUAGCUUUACCAUUGGUUCCGUUUCACUCUCUUCAUUAACUAUAAUUCCGAAGUCUCCUUAGUCUUACUGCUCGAUUCCUGUCCUUCAUCAUCUGAGCAGAAUGCGUCUUUCACUCCAAAGCUUCGCCGUGGCCGUGGUCCUUCUGCAGUCCGCAGACGCCGCUCCCGCCGGUCUUCUUGACCCGGUCGGUGGCUUGACAACUCUACUCACCCUCCCCGUCAACUACGCUCAACGCCUGACCGGUAUUAUCGGGACGAAACCUUUGACGGGUGCCGGAGUUCUCAACCCGGCUGAUCUUCAGUCGAAGCUGGGGUCUAUUUGGAACACGGGUGGAGCUGGAAACUUCUUCGACAAGAUACAAAAGCAAAUUGGCCAGGGCAUCGUUCCAAGUGGCCUCCUUUCCAACUUUCAAGGGCUCCUCGGCACCGGCGCCUUGGGAAGUCUGGACCUUGCCAACAAGCUUGUUGUUCCCAUCAAUGCUAUCGAUUCUAUCAACAACAACAAUAUCCGGAACCCGGUCAAAUCUAUCUGGCCUCAAAAAGAUGCUGCCGAUGCCCCUUACUCACUCUCUGAGGCGCAGUUGCGACAGGCCAUCUUCAUUCCGCAGACCUUUACUUACGGCCAGAAACCGCCUGUCAUUUUCGUUCCCGGAACUGGUGUCUAUGGCGGAGAGGCUUUCAGCCCGAAUCUUCAGAAGCUUCUGUCGAACGUUCCCUACGCCGACCCAGUCUGGCUGAAUAUUCCCGGUGCUCUUCUUGGAGACGCCCAGACCAACUCAGAAUACGUUGCCUACGCUAUCAACUACAUCAACGGCAUCAGCAGCAAAAACUCUAGCGUCAUCUCCUGGUCCCAAGGCGGCGUCGACACCCAGUGGGCAUUCACGUUCUGGCCCUCAACUCGCGGCGUGGUCUCGAACUUCUUCCCUAUCUCACCUGAUUUCCACGGCACUAUUCUUGCCAAUGCUAUAUGCCUCGCUGGCGGUAAUGGUGCCGCCAACGCCCCCUGCGACCCCUCCGUCAUCCAACAGCAAUAUACAUCUGCCUUUGUCAAUACUCUCCGCGGUCGCGGUGGGUCGGAUGCCUAUGUGCCAACGACCACGCUCUACAGUGCCGUCCUGGAUGAGGUUGUUCAGCCCCAGGAAGGCGUAGAUGCCUCUGCCUAUCUCAAUGAUGCCCGUCGCGUCGGCGUCACCAAUAUCGAGGUCCAGUCUGUCUGUGCGGGUAGACCCGCCGGCGGCGUUUACGGCCAUGCCUCUAUGCUCUUCAACCCCUUGACGGCAGCGUUGAUCAAAGACGCUCUUCAGAGAGGACGGGGCCCAGCACAGGUCAGCAACAUCAACCUGGACGAUGUUUGUAAAGACGUCAUUGCACCCGGCCUUUCUCUUGAUGACGGUAUCGCUACUUCUGGAACAAUCGUCACUGCCGGGAUUCGCCUACUGGGAUAUCUUCCCAAGCUAGUCGCUGAGCCUGCUUUGAUGGCGUACGCCCGUGGCUAAGGCGCUUGUUCCCAAGAAUGAAGAUGGCAGGCUUUUAUAGUGGAGGUGCAGCUAUUUCUCUUCGUGGUUGAUGAUGUCUGAUGAUGUCUCGACGGACAUCUCGGCAUUUACAUAAACGUUCUCUGUUGGAAGGACUAUAGAUGAGGUUGAUGGAUCAACAAGACUGUUCUCUGGAGGCAUGAAUUCUCUAAGAUCUAGAUGUCAAGCUGGCAAGAACUAUAGCCAGUUCUUCUAGCUGCUGACUCAUGCGUGCGAAGCAUGCUGAAAUGUGUGACGACAAAAGCGGAUCCGUAAUUGCC
Colletotrichum navitas is the source of this 1802-nucleotide messenger RNA. RefSeq lists its product as uncharacterized. The transcript has a single exon. Bases 109 to 1503 code for a protein of 464 amino acids. NCBI's taxonomy places the organism in Eukaryota, Fungi, Ascomycota, Sordariomycetes, Glomerellales, Glomerellaceae. The record is from RefSeq and is a predicted model, not a curated record.